Messenger RNA from Octopus bimaculoides (California two-spot octopus), 4279 nucleotides. RefSeq lists its product as uncharacterized. The record is from RefSeq and is a predicted model, not a curated record. NCBI's taxonomy places the organism in Eukaryota, Metazoa, Mollusca, Cephalopoda, Octopoda, Octopodidae.
UGUGGCUGUGAUGACGUCAUGAACUGUGAUGCUGCGAACGGUUGCAGUUGUUGAAUGAGAACGAAUGUUUUGCUUUUUGUUUUUACUACUUGUAACAGUCGUAGUAGUGGAAAGAACCGUACUACUGACGAAUCGAUCUCUCUCAUCAUGGUGCUACUGGUCUUGGAGCUGCUGCUGCUGCUAGUGUUGGUGGUAGUGACAGUGGUGAUGCGGGUUGGGGCGUUAGCAUUGCUGAAGCUGAUGAACAUAUUGAUACUGCUGAUGUUGAGUGUGGUGGCGGAAGGAAGGAAGAAUAUGUUGCUGAUUUUCAAGAAAUAUUGAAGAAACUGCUAAGAAGUGUCAAUAUAAAAGUAGCAGAGGUAGAUUAUAUAUCAAUAGCUCCAAAGUAUUGAACAACUAUAAUACAAACAACACAAACAAGAACUUUAGUCAUAAAUGAAAUCAAGGAUUUUUUCCAGUCUCACUUGAAAAUUUAACAAAACAAAACCUAAAAAAAGUGAUGGGCAAACUCAAGGAAUACACAAAAAUACGAGAAUUCCUAAUAAUGCCUUGAUUUGAAUUUUUGUAUAGAAUUUGUUCACCAAUAAUUUCGAUAUCUAAAAGGAGAAACGAGGAAGAAUUUAAAAUCUUUUUUCUUUUUUUAUAUUCACAGCAUUUUACGGAAUGGAAAACUUUAAAGCUUUGAAACUUUGAUAAUUUCAAGUAAAAAAAAUAUUAUGAAUUCCAAAACAUAACUUUCUGAUUAAUGUUUGCAUACACUUGUGUCUUUCAUUCAAUGUUGCAGUAAAAAGAAAAAGAGUUAACGCAUAGCCUGAAAGUUUGUACCUGAAGUAAAAAACAAAAAACAAACAAACAAAAAAAACACACACAAAAAACCCCCCAAAACAAAACAAGAAGCUAUUUCACUCGGAAACUUGAUAACUUUGAUAAUAGCGACGGAAAUGUGUAUGGAACAAUAACUAUUGCUUGUUUUGAAAGUAUGCUAGAUUCUCUUGUGUAUAUGUGUAUAUGUAUAUAUGUAUAUAUGUAAUAUGACGAGUUAUAUAUGUUCUAAAACUAGUUAAAAUUGAUUCCACGUCGUGUAUUAACAUUGACAUGACAGUGUUGAGACUAACUGGUUUCACUACUAGUCUCUUAUACAACAUAGACAUAUGCAAAUAUACACUCCUUCAGCGAAUUCUAUCUGAAUUAUGCGAAAAAAGUUGUUUUAAUUUUCACGGGAAAAGAAGCCGAGCGGUUGGAUUUUAAUGAAUAGCAUCGUUACCAAAUGGUUUAUUAUGGAAUUGACCUUAUGUUACCUCAAAAGUUGUUAUGCCUCCAAAAAGUUUGUUCAUGUUAUUUUAACCAAAAUGCUGGAGCUACCGAACAUAUUAAAUCGCCAAAAUACAUGUUGUGUUACUGUUUGGAGAACAAAACAACCAACGAAAGCUUUGCAAUAUAGAGGAUUUAAAAAUAUAAAUCAAAGCAAAUGAUAUUCAAAUGCUUUUGUUUUUCUUUAAAUGAUUAUUUUAAUUAAUGUUACCUCUUUUUGUAUGAGGGUAACUCUUUAUCAAAAUAACUAUACAACCUGUCCUCUAAAUUGGGGGGCAAAUGGGUCUUUUAGUUAUCUCAUUUACAUUCUUCAAGUUAAGGCAGCAUUGAAACAAUCCAAUUUCUCAAGUUAGAAAAUGAUUGUCAGGUUACAGGGUUCUACUUAGCAAUCAAUGCUAAUUCUAAACAGCGAGUUAAUCCAGAACAAAAAAGAAGUUAACCACUAAACCUUUCUUACCAUAUUCCAUAUUUCUUCACAUAUUUUAACAUGAUUUUGGAGUUUAGAGGUCUGUGUUGACUUUAGAUUUGUACUCGUCUCACUCUUAAUGUUUUGAUGUACUCCCCUUUCAUAUCCAUCUAAUGGUAGCUUUCUUUCUCCCACAAAAUUUUAAAAUUACAAUAAUUAAUAUUUAAGGACGCUGAAUCAAUUAUAAACAAUCAGACAUCAAAUUGUUACUAUACCUCAUCGAUUAUUUCUUCCUUGUAUACCUUUAAUAAAUAGCAUAAAGUUAAUUAUGAAGACCCUCAACCCCCAAACAAAUUCAUUAGUUAAAAAUUAAAUGUAAACGUUUCGUGUUAUAAUUUGACACUUUUUUUUUUUUUAGAUAUUAAUUGUACGAUUCUUUAUUUAAAAGUUGACAGGAUGAAAUUGGGAGCCAUCAGAGUUUGAUAAUUGAAAAAAAAGCAUGGUACAAGAAAAAUGAUUUUUAUAGAAAUCAAUAUGAGUUUUAUUAAUACAAGUUGGGUUUCUUGCAACGAGAGCGGGAAAAUACAAUCUUCAUGCGAAGAAAGUUAUGAGAACCAUAUGUAUAGAAACUUUUAUGAUGUUACUCAAAUGAUAACCGGACUGGUACUCUAUCCGAGCACGUGUGCUCUCGGUCUAAUUGGAAAUAUUUUAUGUUUAAUUGUUUUCAGCUUAAAAACCAUGAGGACGUCGACUAACAUCUACCUACAAGCACUUGCCGUAGCUGAUACAAUUAAGCUUGUAACGGAUUUUCUUUACUUCGUUGUCGUCCUUCUCCUUCGAACUGACAAAAGGCAAGGGAUUAAAUUGCAUGGAUGUCUGUAUCCUUAUGCUCAUUACUUGUUCAAUAUGUCUUUGUGCAUAUCAGCUUGGCUGACUGUUGGUGUUUCGGUCGAAAGAUUUAUUUUUAUAUGUCAACCGUUCAGAGUAAAACGUUUUUGUACUGUUCGGCGCGCUAUCAAAGUCAGUACAGUUACAUUCAUCCUAGGAACUCUUAUUUCACUGCCCUACAUGCUUCGCUAUCGCACUAAAUCAGAAAUUGUUAACGGAACGGUUCAAGUGUCAGGUAUCAGUGUCACAGCACUUUGGAGCGAGAAGCAAUUUGCUACCAUAUUCACUUGGGCACAUGCACUCUUAAGGUCUGCCAUUCCUCUUGUAUUGUUGGUUGGCCUUAAUCUUUUAAUUUGGAAAGGCUUGAAAAGACCAAGUACAAUCAAGAAAAGUGCUCGCUUGAAAUAUAAAGCUACACUGACUUUAAUAUAUGUAGUUGCUGUUUUCUGUAUUUGUGUUACGCCUGAUGCUAUUCUUAGUACAGUGUUAGGUCUAGGUUAUUACGAAGAGAAUUAUCUUGCUCGCGGAGUACGCGAAAUUACGGAUUACCUUCUCCAAGUUAAUUCUGCCGUCAACUUUGUUAUAUAUUAUUUUUCAUGUACAGCCUUUCGUAAUUCCAUCAAUUCCAUAUUGAUGUGUUCCUACUUUUAUAAUCCUGUCAGACAACUAUCGAUAAUGAAUGAGGACUCUUAAAAAAAAGUAUGAAAAAAUCCACAUCGCAAAUCUUGUACGAAAUAAUCGUUCAGUUGAAGAUUUCAUCAAAAGGCACAAGGCCCGAAUUUUGGGGAAUGGGCAUAAUCAGUGAAAUCGACUUCAGAACUUGAGUGGUACUUAAUUGAUCGACCCCGGAAUGACUAAAGACAAUGUCGAAUUCAGCAGAAUUUGAACUCAGAACGUAAAGCCGGAAGAAAUGCUGUUUUGUCUCGAGGAGUAAAAAGCAAACUGAGAUAUUAGAGAAUUAUAAUAUGCAGCAUUUAUGAUUCCUCUUCCUUUACGUGAAUGCUACAAAGUCACAAGGAGAGAUUGUAUGCUUGAGAAAGAUACCUCAGUGGAGUAUCGCUCAAUAGCAAUGCUUCAACAAUUACCAAGAUUCAAAACGUCUACCAAGCAGAAAAAAGGAUUCAGUGUGAAAAUUCAAAAUUCAAUAGAAAAACACGAUGUCAAAGACAAUUCAUAUCUCUUCCAUUUCGAAUUAUUCUAGAUUUCAUUGAUCUCAUGGGAGAUGCUGGAAAGAACUAGACGAGAAGAAAGAAAGAAACAAACAAACAAUUCAGACCUCAAUGCAUAACAAGAAAAUUAUUAUGAAAGUCGAUAUCGGGAAGAUAAGCAUCUAGACUAAAAGUGUAAUUUCAUGAUAGCGACACGAAAUAGGGUCAUGUAUGUUAAGCGAGGGGACUGUUAUAAGGACAUGGAAUUGCCAUUUUUUCUGAAAGGCAACAUUUUUUUUUUUAAUGCUGACAACACAAAAAUCCAAUGUUUUUUUUUCUUAUAGAUAACUGCCAUAACGAUUUAUCGAAUCCAUUACACAGAAAAAAUUGCUUUUACUAUUUUUAUUCUCUUGGUUGUAUCAAGUAAACAUGAACCGGUUACUACAUGAAAUAGGUACCACGUUAUCUAUAAUAAAGCAAAAAUCCUUAAUGAUUAAAGACAAAAUAAUAUCAAAACAUUUCCUUA